This is a messenger RNA of Guyanagaster necrorhizus, 555 nucleotides long. RefSeq lists its product as uncharacterized. The record is from RefSeq and is a predicted model, not a curated record. Gene Ontology annotation, cellular component: cytoplasm; nucleus. Gene Ontology annotation, biological process: peptidyl-serine phosphorylation; regulation of mRNA processing; spliceosomal complex assembly. Gene Ontology annotation, molecular function: protein serine/threonine kinase activity; ATP binding. The transcript has 2 exons. NCBI's taxonomy places the organism in Eukaryota, Fungi, Basidiomycota, Agaricomycetes, Agaricales, Physalacriaceae. The coding region runs from base 1 to 555 and encodes 184 amino acids.
AUGGCGGUACCAGACCCAAUCAUCAUAGGCCCCGACAUCCUCGUUGAGGAAGAAAGCCUUCCAGACUAUGAUCCACGCAUUUAUUAUCCAGUCGCGUUAGGCGAGGUCUUGAACACGGUCUACCACGUUAUUGGAAAACUUGGUUAUGGGAGCAGCGGAACCGUAUGGCUCGCCAAGUACAUUGGCGAACCGGAUGCGUACACGUACCCGUUUGUGGCCAUCAAAGUUCUGACUGUUGACGCGUCUAGAAAUGAGGACGUCAGGAUGGCGUGGGAUAUAACUGACGCCAAUCUAUCUAGCCCUGAUCGCGCCUAUGUCCACAAUCUGUAUGAUAGCUUCGAGCUGGCAGGAUCCCAUGGAAAACAUGUCUGCUUGGCAUACUGGCCCCACCGAGAAUCUGUGGAUUUAUUUCAGCGUCGUUUCCGUGAAGAUACCUCCGGCAUGGAGUUCUUUACACUCCCUGUCUUCCCGGCUUUUUACAGGCUAUUUCUCCAAGGCCUACGAUAUCUUCACCACCAUUGUCAUAUCAUUCACACUAGUGCGUUCCUUUUCUAA